AUGUCGGAGAUCACUCUUGGGCAGUACCUCUUUGCUCGCCUUCGUCAGGCUGGUUUGAACGCAGUGCACGCUGUACCUGCACAACACCAUCUCGAGAUAUUGAACCAGGCAGUUUCUGCCGGGCUUGAAUGGACCCAGCAUUCCAGCGAGCUCAAUGCUGGCUUUACUGCAGAUGGCUAUGGACAAAUACGGGGAAUCGCGGCUCCGGAUGCCAUUAGCGAGUCUUACGAAGAGAUGGUACCUGUUGUGCUCGUUAUUGGAAGUCCGCCGCGCAUGGAACAGUUUCAGGCUUUCAAAUACCACCACCCUUUUUACGAUACACAGCCAGAAGCUCUUGAGCAAUUUGCCAACUGGUUCCCCAAGAGUACAGUCAUGCAGGAAAUACUUCUUGACCCCAACGAUAUCGCCAAUCAGGUUGAUAACGCGAUCAAAGAAUGUAUCUUCCAGUCCUGGCCGGUUUACAUCGAACUACCCGAGGACAUGGUGAACAUGAAGAUACGCAUAGACGAACUCGAUGCCCCAACAAACCUCAAGCCCCGGUUCAAUAAUGAUGACCUCGAACAGAAAGUGCUGGCUGAAAUAAUGAACAGAAUCAGACUGGCGGAGCGACCUACAAUCCUGAUAGAUGCUGGUGCCACAACUUGUGGCCAGCGCGAGAUCAAUCGCUUGGCAAAGAUGACUGGAAUUCCGACUACUACAACCUCAAUCAGCAGAGGUCUUGUGGAUGAGACUCUGUCAAAUUUCCAUGGAUCCAUGUGUUCCAGGUGGGACAAGCUUGGUGCGUAUGUUCAAUCCUCCGACUUUGUCCUCCACAUUGGACCUAUCGAGACCAUUUUCCGGUCUUCCCCCUUUGAUUCGGGCUGCAAACAGGAUAAAACAAUCACUUUCAAAUGGGUUUCUAUCAUAAUGGGAUCCAAGUUAUGGAGCGUUUCUAGCAGGUUCAUACUUCAAAAGAUUCUAAAGUCUCUGAGUCAAGAAAGACUCCAAGGCCCUGCACCUUACCCGGAUUUACCAAAUGUUCAGGAGAAGAUCAAUAUACUUCCUAUUCAAAAGAAGACAACACCACUUCAACAUGACAUCUAUAAUUCCCUUUGGCGACGAAUUUCGUCCCUUCUCUGUCCGGGGGAUCUCAUUCUCACUGAACCCUUCACAGCAGGCGCGGGAGCACGCUCAUUUGUCUUGCCCCGGAAUGCAAUCGUGAUUAACUCGGGAUUCCACAGAUCUCCCGAGUAUAUGCUUGCUGCCACCUCUGGUGUAGCCAUCGCCCAACGAGAGCUUGGUGAAUCCAAAUACCUGUUUGGACAAGGAAGAACGAUUCUUUUCGAGGGAAUUGAGGGGUUCAAACAGGCUCAAGGUGCCUUUGGCACGGUCUACAAGGAGAAGUUGAACAUGAUAAUCUUCCUCAUCAAUGAAAAGCAACAAUCAGUGGAGAAAUUCAUGCACGAAAUGGAGAUGAAGCACAACCACGGCGCCCCGUGGAAAUACUCGGAGUCUCUUUCUUUCCUCGGAUCACCAAACGAGACAUCCUAUCCGGUUUUAGUCAGCACCUGGGGCGAACUUGGUGGGAUUCUCGAUGACAAGAGGAUUGUGGAGUUGGAGAUCCAGCCUGAGAAUCUUGAAGUACCUGGUCUUUUCAGUGGAAAGUACGGUGAAUCCCCGAGUCUUUUGACCAAGGAGCUCAGUUUCGUUAAGGAUUGA
Penicillium antarcticum is the source of this 1698-nucleotide messenger RNA. RefSeq lists its product as uncharacterized. Bases 1 to 1698 code for a protein of 565 amino acids. The record is from RefSeq and is a predicted model, not a curated record. Gene Ontology annotation, molecular function: magnesium ion binding; carboxy-lyase activity; thiamine pyrophosphate binding. NCBI's taxonomy places the organism in Eukaryota, Fungi, Ascomycota, Eurotiomycetes, Eurotiales, Aspergillaceae. The transcript is spliced from 3 exons.